Lasiosphaeria miniovina is the source of this 795-nucleotide messenger RNA. RefSeq lists its product as uncharacterized. The record is from RefSeq and is a predicted model, not a curated record. The coding region runs from base 1 to 795 and encodes 264 amino acids. NCBI's taxonomy places the organism in Eukaryota, Fungi, Ascomycota, Sordariomycetes, Sordariales, Lasiosphaeriaceae. The transcript has 3 exons.
AUGUCGUAUCCCGUCUUCCGUUUCGGAAGAGCCCAUUCGGCUGUUGGCAUCCUAGGCUGGAGCUUACCGUCAGGCUACCCAGGCCAGCCUUUUCCCUACCGCGUAGGGAAAAUACUCUUCGGGCGACGGCAUACCCCGCCAAAGGCUGCGGAAAACUACCACUUCCAAGAAGAUAUAUCCGUGUGUCCGGGGCUCGCAGACAACAUCAAAAACAAGCACAUCUUGGACAUGUGCCUGGAGCACCCCCCAGCACCCGGCAUCACCCAAGGCGGCUUGCCCAUUACUCCUCCCGACAACAACUCACCUCGCGCGUUCCUCGCCGGAGACGCCUCCAGCGAAUCUGCUGGAAAGCAGCUGCCGCCAUCAUAUCUGCCAACAAACGGCCUGUUGGCGGCCAAACUAUACGACCCGUUGUUCUUUGGGCUUGCGUCUGACCCCUUCUAUGCCUGCGACGCAGCCUAUGCUCAUGAGGUCAAGGCUUACAAGCAACUGGAACCACUCUGGGGCACUACGCUCCCUCGCUUCCAUGGGUCCUAUACCUUCGAUGUUUCGCUCGUCGGGAAAGACGUGAAAACGGGAUCCGUGCGGGCAAUUAUAUACGAGUUUGUCCCUGGCACAGUAUUGGGGUCUCUCGAUGAGAAUCCCGGAGCGUUGAGGUUGAGCGAUCGCCAGCGCAAGGCCAUCAUCGCGAAUAUCAUCGACGCCGACAGUCAGAUGUGGCAGCUGGAUGUCGACAAAUAUGACCUGAAACCAACAAUAUCGUUUCCAGGCAGCUUCAUGUGGUUCGUGAACUAG